Archocentrus centrarchus (flier cichlid) is the source of this 1926-nucleotide messenger RNA. It is a transcript of the gene acaa1, whose product is annotated as acetyl-CoA acyltransferase 1. Gene Ontology annotation, biological process: phenylacetate catabolic process; fatty acid beta-oxidation. Lineage: Eukaryota; Metazoa; Chordata; Actinopteri; Cichliformes; Cichlidae. Gene Ontology annotation, cellular component: peroxisome. The transcript has 12 exons. The record is from RefSeq and is a predicted model, not a curated record. The coding region runs from base 193 to 1482 and encodes 429 amino acids. Gene Ontology annotation, molecular function: acetyl-CoA C-acyltransferase activity.
UUCGCAUAGGAGGGCUCGCUUGACCGCAGUGCUGCUGUAAGCUCAGCAGCAGCGCUCUGUUUGUCCCUCCGCAGCUCCCGUCCUCACUUUGUAAACCCGGAUGUUAUUGGAGCAGAUUCGGGGCUCAGAGUCCAGAGUCCAAACAGGAGUUCCGAACCGCUCCGGGAAUCUCCUCACAGCUCCGCCGCCGUCAUGCACAGGCUGAAGAUCAUUUCCGGACACUUGAGUCCCGGCGGCCCUUCGGGCUUCAGGCGGGACUUACGGAGGUGGGAGUGCGGCUCUGCGGCAGCGGCGGGGGGGCGCGUCUUACCAGACGACGUGGUGGUGGUUCACGGCCGGAGGACCGCAAUCGGAAAGGCCAAGAGAGGAGGCUUUAAGGACACCACACCUGACGAGCUGCUGAGCACCGUGAUGUCAGCAGUGCUGAAGGACGUUGGACUGUCACCUGACCAGCUGGGAGACGUCUGCGUAGGUAACGUGCUGCAGCCCGGCGCCGGUGCUCUGAUGGCCCGAGUGGCUCACUUCCUCAGCGGCUUCCCUGAGUCGGUUCCCGUCUACACGGUGAACAGGCAGUGCUCCUCCGGCCUGCAGGCUCUCUUCAACAUAGCAGGAGCCAUCAGGAGCAGAGCCAUCGACCUGGGCCUCGCCUGCGGCGUGGAGAGCAUGUCGCUGCGGGGGAUCGGUAACCCGGGCGACCUGAGCUCCAGGCUGGUGGACAACGACAAGGCCCGAGACUGCAUCAUUCCCAUGGGCAUCACCUCCGAGAACGUCGCGGAGAGGUUUGGAGUCUCCAGAGAAAAGCAGGAUGCCUUCGCUCUCAGUUCUCAGCAGAAGGCGGCUCGGGCGCAGAGCUCGGGUCUGUUCGACCGGGAGAUCGUUCCCGUCACCACCAAGUUUGUGGACGACGAGGGCAAAGAGCGCCAGGUGACGGUCAGCAAAGACGAGGGCGUCAGACCGGGAACGACGCUGGCGGGACUCGCUAAACUUCGGCCGGCCUUCAAACCCGACGGCAGCACCACAGCAGGUAACUCCAGCCAGGUGAGCGACGGGGCGGCGGCUGUGCUGAUUGGCCGCAGGUCUGCUGUCGAGGCUCUGGGUCUGCCGGUGCUGGGAGUCCUGAGGGCCAGCGCAGUGGUGGGCGUCCCUCCUGACGUGAUGGGCAUUGGACCAGCGUAUGCCAUCCCUGCAGCUCUGCAGCAGGCUGGACUCACUGUGGCUGAUAUCGAUGUGUUUGAAAUUAACGAGGCCUUCGCGAGUCAGGCGGUGUACUGCGUGGAGAAGCUGGGGAUCCCGCCGGAGAAGGUGAAUCCUAACGGCGGCGCUAUCGCUCUGGGUCACCCUCUGGGCUGCACCGGCGCCCGGCAGGUGGUGACGCUGCUUAACGAGCUCAGACGCAGAGGCAGGAGGGCGUACGGCGUCGUGUCCAUGUGCAUCGGGACCGGGAUGGGAGCUGCUGCUGUCUUUGAAUACCCCGGACCGUAGCGGCUCACGCAGCAUCAGGAUCAUCACGAGAUCAGAGAUUAAUGUCUGAAAGGCCUCUGAGAGCUUCCACAGUCACAUAAAACAGUGGAUCCUGUCUGAAGUGUUAAACUGUCAGAUCACUUCAGGCUGCAGCUGAUUAAGUGCCUUUGAUUCCAUCAUCAAACCUGAUGAUCCAUCAGGAAAUCAGCAAAGAUGAAUAACUUAGUUUCUAUAGUAACGCCUGCUAACUGUAACUGAGCUGCUCAGCAUGUCUAUGACAUCAUCAUCAUGUCAGCUCAGCUUCGUUCUUCUGCUCUCAGGUGUGCAGUUACCUGCUCUCUCAGCUGCUGUAAACGCUGUCAGUGCUGCUGUGACCCUGAAGGAGGGAUCCAAACUAAUAACUGUCUUUGUAAUUCCCUUAAUCGCAUUCUGUGAAACAUGAAUAAUAAAACAUUUUUCACAUGA